Molecule: messenger RNA, 4639 nt
Organism: Lagopus muta (rock ptarmigan)
Lineage: Eukaryota; Metazoa; Chordata; Aves; Galliformes; Phasianidae
Gene: IFNLR1
Product: interferon lambda receptor 1
Exons: 7
Coding region: 639-2342 (567 amino acids)
Molecular function (GO): protein binding
Source: RefSeq, a predicted model, not a curated record
GAUGCCACUCCCCUUUGUCCUGUUCAUCCUGGUUCAGAGCAAAAUCCAAACAUGGAGCAUCCCAGCUCUGCACUCUGCUUUCCGCGCGGCGUCAUUCUGUAUCUUGUAGAACAUACUCUUGGCCUGAUAACAUACACUGAGAGAAUACACCUUGGCUUCUCGUAAGUAUGAGACUGACAUAACUUCACAUAGUUCUGCUAACAGAUUUCUAUACCUGCUAGGUUAUUAUCAGGUAUCUCAUGCAGUAAAACGUUGUUUGAUUUCUAUAAAUAUUUGACAGCCACACAGGUAAAUUCCAAAGGUCACUUUUUACGAGGUGCCUCAGAGGAAAGGGCUCAUGCCAUGUUCUGUUCUCACGUAGCCCAUUCCAGAGAUCAACUCUGUUACACCGGAGGGCAUUGUGCUGCAAUCUUUGCAGCAUUUCUGCUUUCAUCCUAAGCAGUCUCACCUCUGCUCCCUCUUCAGUUCGAUGAGUAGUGCCACGCGUGGGCUGCACAAGGAAGUGAAGCUGUGCACAUGCGUGUCAGUAAUUAACCACAUAUUCCUCCACCAUCUAUACAACUUAGUACAGGAAAACAAAACGAUGACAAGGUAGCAAGGAAAGAAAUAAAUUUCACGUGGAAAAGUUCUGCUUCAGUAUGUCUGCAUGGAGAAUCAGAGUGCUGGCAGUUCUGUGCUUCCUGUGGCAGCCCAGAGGUCAUGGUCAACUUCCUCCUCCUCAAAAUGUUACAUUACUGUCAAAGGAUUUUGAUAUGAUUUUGACAUGGACUCCAGGAAAAGGAUAUCCACCAGAUGUGUCAUACACUGUGAGAUAUGAAAGCAAGACACGCAUGGACAAAUGGAUAAAGGUUCCUCAUUGCAGAAACAUUCACAGUAUCUCUUGCAACCUCACGUGUGUGAUUCCAAACUUCUUCAUUAAAUUCCGGGCUCAAGUAAAAGCUGCUUCUGGACGACUCCAUUCGCCAUGGGUAAAAUCACAGUUCAAGGAGUACCAUUUAGAUGUGGAACUGGCUCCCCCACUGCUAAACAUGAAUGUAAAGGAAGACGUAAUCCAUGUGAGUGCCACUUUUCCUAUGGCCAUCUGUGUGGAGAGUUUAUCUUGGAUGUAUGACUUGAACUUUUGGAAAGCUGGAUCUGAAGACAAGAAGCAAUACAAAAGUAUCUUUAGGAAAAAGGCAGUGACUAUCGACACCACUGCACUCAGAGGCAAUCACUGCUUGAAUGCCAGAUCUUCCAUUCAAAGCAUCGACUUCAAGCACAGCAAAUUCUCUCAGCCAGUGUGCAUGCUGUUAAACCAUAAAGGGGAAUGGAAGUUCCCUUUUUCUGCCACGAUCCCGGUCUGUGUCCUCCUCAUCCUUCUGACAAUUGCCUCCACCAUUUGGCUGCUGAAACAAAAUGCAAAGCAUAAGCAGAUGCCUCAAGCUUUGGACUUAUCUAAUUGUAAAAUUGCUGGACCAACCUUUUGCUGUGAGCGCAAAGAAAAUGAAUUCCUCACAGACUGUCUUAUCUGCACAGAUAGGCCAGUGUCACAAGGGAAGAAAAACAAAACUUUAGCACAAAACAACAAACUAUGGAUGGCUUCCUUCCUACCAUCAUCGUCAUCAUCAUCAUCAGAAGAGGAAGAGGAAGAAGACAGUAGUAGUUUCAUACCAUACACUGAAAUGCUUCAGUUUCCAAGGAGACACUUCAUCUGUCAAACAUCCAGAACAGCUGACGCAGAAACUAUCUUGGGCUCCACAUCUGGAGGUCUCUCUCUGGAUGGUGGAUCCGCAUUUGACUUAAGUGCCCUGGGUUUCUCUUUCUUUCCCACAAGAAAGAAUGAGGUGGACACCUCAGGAUCCCAAGGAAAUGAAAAGGCAUCACAUUCUCACAGUUCCUCUUUGGGAAGAAUAUCACUCACUGAUGUGAGAUUCCCAGCUCCCAGGGAACAUGGACAGCAUGAUACAGACAGCGAUGACUGCCUGGAAGUGAGCAUUCUUCACCCACUAGCAAACAAGAGUUGCACCAGGCUUCCAGCUGAUGAACACUGUCUAUAUAGGAAAGAUCAUGAUUUUACCAUAUAUUACCAGAAAUCAACACUUGAUCAGCCUGUCCAGGUCAGUGACAACUCACUGCUCAACGAGGAUCCCACCAUGGAGAAACUCAUUUACUUUCAGACAUUACAGGUGGCAGAAGAUGAAGGUAUUGCAAGUGACUGUGACAGUGAUAAUUGCACAGGAGGAACACCUCCUGCAUCCACGGUGCUAGGUGAUGCAUUUAGAACUUCAGAUAUGGAGAAAAGACAUGAUAAAAAGUUUAAAUUCGAAGACUAUCAGCACUCACAUUACAUGAGAAGGAGCUAGAGUAUACCUUGCAGUUCUGCAGCAUGCCUGGAAGAUGCUAGAGAGCUAUACAAAUCCAGGCAAUGAUACCUGGACAAGAACAAGGACAAAUAAUCGAUAGUGCUGUGGAUUGUUUGUGUUUGUUUUUUGAUGUCUUUGGUUUUGUGUUUUUUUUUUUUUUAAUUUAUUACAUACUUUUUAAUUUAUUAGAUAUUAGGUACUAGAUAAGAUCUUUUUUUUUCUACUGAUACUGUAUGGUGAUACUGAUGGUCAAAGAUAUGGCUUUGGGACACAAAAGAUAUAUUUUUACUGCUAGGUAAUGUACAUUAACUGUGCCCCUGUAGGAAUACAGCUGUGACAGACGUUAAAACUAUGACAUGGGACACCAUCUGAGCCCAGCAGGGGCGAGGCAUGCAGUGAUACCUCCUGUAGGUAUCACAUUGCAAACACAGUGCCUUGUGUUCUCUUGAGAUUUGCUAUCAACCUACAGAGAUCACCUUCUAUGUUUCAGUGGAGUGAACCAAAGUCACAGUGAGAAAUGUGUAGCAUGUUUAUUUAUUUAUUUUGCUUUUUAUACAAAUGUACUUACUGUUCUCCCCUGCUGUGCAGGAUGUCUGGGAGAUGCUAUAUGCAGAAGUAAUAUACGUUCAUAGAUAAAUCCGUGUGUGUGCUUUCAUAUUUCGCAGAUCUACAAAGAGUGGCUCAGCUAUUCUUGAAAAGCAAUUUAAAACAGAACUCUGUCAUAGGCUUUCCAUUUCUACUCUUUUUUUCCUGAGUGGGGUUGUAUGAGACUUCCCAGCCAGGUCACCAUUUGGGUCACUGAAAGAGAAGGAUUGCAGCUCUCUGAGCCAAGAAUCAAACCAGAAGUCCACCAAGAAAAGACACAGGAGAUACAGGGCCUCUCUUUGCUGGGCAAUGCUGACUUCUUCAGAUUAUUUUUAAUUUGUGCUCUUUGCAUCUCAUGGAAACAUAUUCUCCUAGGUUUCUCCCCCGCCAGUAGAAGGACAUGGAGGAAAGCAAUGUGUUUGAAGAAAGAGGGAGAAACAGAACUGUUUCAUGUGAGGGAGGGGGUAUCAAUGUUAACAUCUCUACAGAACCUGAAGAACAACAUCAGAAAGAGGUAGGGAGGGAUAUGAGGUGCUGGGGCUGCUUCAGAAGAGGAGAGCAAGACGUACUAAUUAAAAUCCCACCUUAAAAUUAAAGAAGGAGGUGGUUAAAAAUAUUACUGGAGUAGAAACCUCUAUUUCUUACCCAUCACCCCCAAAGUAUCCUUAGGUUCAUCCUGUAUUGAAAUCCCUCCUCAUAAUUUAGAAAGAUACAGAUCACCCAAAUAUAAUUACCAACCAAUUUCUUGUGCAAUCAAGAAAAUCCCCUAAGCCUUUAGUUACAGGAAGCUGAGAAGUUGAGUAACUUCUACAGAAUUACUUGGAUGUGUCAUAACUUUCCCAAAAGGGCCUGUGAUCAAUUCUCUGUCUUGUCCAGGUUCUCCCAGGAUGAGAGCUGGUGGGAAGGCUGCCAACCAGAUGAGCCUUACUGGUGGAGGCAACAUCCCACUCCUGGAUGUCCUUUGCCCAGGCUUGAGACCUUCUUUCCACUGGAAAAGGAUGAGGAACACCAGAGCACCUUGCUCCCUCUGUCAGUCUGUACCUUCUACCUUACCUAAUGGCUGUAGCUAUGCAAUGAUUAAAGAAGCUCUCCCCUUUCAUUGGAAGAGCUGUGAUCCAGUUCACUAACAAGCCUGGCUAUUGCUUAGCUGCUGAAGAAGCUUGGAGGAAUUUGAGCCUUACGCAGUGGCCUAGUUAGCCCUACACAUAGUCAAGAACUCAGGACAGGACUUUCUCAUUUUGUCAACAGUUAUGUCCAUGGGAUAAAGUAAUCCAGUGAAGUUACCCAGUCUGUGUUGAAUGAGUAGUUAGAUGAUAAAAAUUCAAAAGCAGUGCCUAAGAGAGCUUUCUAAGCUUCAAGUUAGGCUAUACGUGUGAAGCUUUCUCUACCAAUGAUAUCAUAGGAAAAAUAAGCAGCAUGCAAUAGUACCAGUUCUUCUGGUUUUACACACUUCUGCUGGUUCUAAAUCCACAGCUCCUGAAGACAGACUACUGGUUUUCACUAAAGAACAAAAUGUCUUCCCUUUUUCUGAAGAGAAGUUGAAAAUGUAACUGAACAACACCCUAAAAGCCUAAGAAAGGAAUGGAAAACUAUGAGCUAUGUCUGUUUCUUGCUUAAAUUUCAUAUAAUGUGUAGUUUUUUAUUGGAUGAUAUUGAUGAUAUCCAGUAUAGACCCUCAUAGUGUCAUCAGCCGCUAAAAUUAACUGUAGGUC